CGCCAAAGGAAAAGACAAGGACAAAGGGAAGGACAAAGGGAAGGACAAAGGCAAGGACAAAGGCAAGGAUGAAGACAAGAAGAAGAAAAAGAAGAAAGGAGACAGGUAACACUGUAAAGACCACGUCAUAUGACCACAUGGAAACUUGUGUCACCUUUUCUCUGCUGCAGCUCCUCAGACUCCAACUCCAACUCAGAAGAAGAGGACUCCAUGUCUGAGGGAGAGAUGGCCCGGCUCAUGGAGGAGGUGGAGGAGAAGAAGAAGCUCAUCGCCAACAUCCGAAACAAACCGUGGAGGAUGCACCGCAGGCUCACACACCUCAAGGAGGCUCAGGCGUUCGUGGACAAGUUUGAAGGAGCUCUGGGAAAAGGCAAAGGCCGGAAGUGGUACGCCUACAAAGUCAUGAUGACCAAGAAAUGGAUCAAGUUCCAGCGAGACUUUGAGAACUUCCGGACGUCCUGUAUUCCCUGGGAGAGCCGCAUCAAGGAGGUGGAAAGUCACUUUGGUUCGUCCGUGGCGUCCUACUUCAUCUUCCUGCGCUGGAUGUACGGCAUGAACCUGGUGCUGUUCGGGUUCACCUUUGGCCUGGUGGUCAUCCCAGAGGUUCUGAUGGGUCUGCCGUACGGAUCUAUCCCCAGGAAAACUGUUCCCCGCGACGAGCAGGACACGGCUCAGGACUACUCCGUGCUCAUGGACUUCAAUGGCUACUGUAAGUACUCUGUGCUCUUUUACGGAUACUACAACAGCCAGAGGACCAUAGGACUGCUCAAGUUCAGGCUGCCUCUGUCCUACCUCUUGGUGGGUAUCGGUACCUUCGGAUACAGCCUCAUGGUGGUCAUACGAACGAUGGCUAAGAACGCAGACGUGGGCGGGGGCGAUGGGGAGGAGGGAGAGUUCACGUUUGCCUGGAAGAUGUUCACCAGCUGGGAUUAUCUGAUCGGGAACGCAGAGACCGCCGACAACAAGUACGCCUCCAUCACCACCAGCUUCAAGGAGUCCAUCGUGGAUGAGCAGGAGAACCAGAAGGAUGAGAACAUCCACCUGCGGCGCUUCCUGCGGGUGCUUGCAAACUUCCUGAUCACCUGCAGUCUGGGCGGCAGCGGCUACCUCAUCUACUUUGUGGUCAAACGCUCGCAAGAGUUCGCCAACAGGGACGAUCUCAGCUGGUACGAGAAGAAUGAGUUGGAGCUGAUCAUGUCUCUGCUGGGCCUGGUGUGUCCUCCUCUGUUUGAGACCAUUGCAGAGCUGGAGGACUACCACCCCAGGAUUGCCCUCAAGUGGCAGCUCGGGCGCAUCUUCGCUCUGUUCCUGGGAAACCUCUACACCUUCCUGUUCGCUCUGUUCGAUGAGGUCAACACCAAGCUGGAGGAGGAGCAGUCCAUAAAGAACCAGUCCAUCUGGGCCAUGAAGGAGUACUACGCCAACUUCUCCCGCCUGAUGAACGACUCUGAGGCCACGCCCCCUCCCAUGGACCCCGCUGAUGUCAUCAGGGGCCCGUGCUGGGAGACUGCGGUCGGCAUUGAGUUUGUGAAGCUGACCGUCUCGGACAUCCAGGUGACCUACCUGACCAUCCUGAUCGGAGACUUCGCUCGUGCCGUCAUCGUGCGCUUCCUCAACUACUGCUGGUGCUGGGACCUGGAGGCCGGCUUUCCAUCGUAUGGAGAGUUUGACAUCAGCGGAAAUGUGCUGGGGCUCGUCUUCAACCAGGGCAUGAUCUGGAUGGGAGCCUUCUUCGCCCCUGGGCUCGUGGGCAUAAACGUGCUGCGUCUGCUCACCUCCAUGUACUACCAGUGCUGGGCCGUCAUGGCCACCAACGUCCCCCACGAGAGGGUCUUCAAGGCCUCCAAGUCCAACAACUUCUACAUGGGUCUGCUGCUGCUCAUCCUGUUCCUCAGCCUGCUGCCUGUGGUCUACACCAUCAUGACCAUGCCCCCCUCCUUCGACUGCGGACCCUUCAGCGGCAAAGAGAAGAUGUUUGAUGUGAUCAUGGAGACCAUCGACCUGGACCUGCCCGCCUUCAUGGGGACUCUGUUCAGUUACGCAGCCAACCCGGGUCUGAUCAUCCCCGCAGUGCUGCUCAUGGUGCUGGCCAUCUACUACCUGAACUCAGUGUCUGAGGCCUACAAGAACUCCAACAUGGAGCUUAAGAAGAAGAUGCAGAUGGCUCGAGAUGAGGAGAAGAACCGGAGGAACAACACCAACAGCACCAACCAGGUGAUGAAGGACCUGGAAGACCUGCUGCCCAACCGCUCCCUGGCCCCCCCACAGCCGCCGCCUGAGCCUGAGCCUGACCCAGAGCCCAGACCCACCAAGACCAAAUCGGGCUCAGGGGCCAAAGGAGUGAACGUGCAGAAAGAUGUGGCCCUGGCCUCCCCCAACCCCAACAGAGGGGCCCCUGUGAACAGAGCCCCGGGGCCCCGAGGCAGAGGGCCCCCACCCAGAUGACCUCCAGCAGCGACAGUGACAGUGUGUGUGUGUUAUACAAGUGUGUGUGAAUCUAUGAACGACUGACUAUGAGACCAGGGAACGUUUAGAGUGUCCAUCCCACACACACGACUUUCCCAAACAUGCACUUAUAAUAAUACAAGCUCCUUUCAC
Messenger RNA from Boleophthalmus pectinirostris (great blue-spotted mudskipper), 2598 nucleotides. It is a transcript of the gene tmc2a, whose product is annotated as transmembrane channel-like 2a. Gene Ontology annotation, biological process: detection of mechanical stimulus involved in sensory perception of sound; vestibular reflex. The coding region runs from base 130 to 2445 and encodes 771 amino acids. Gene Ontology annotation, cellular component: plasma membrane. The record is from RefSeq and is a predicted model, not a curated record. The transcript has 17 exons. Gene Ontology annotation, molecular function: mechanosensitive monoatomic ion channel activity. NCBI's taxonomy places the organism in Eukaryota, Metazoa, Chordata, Actinopteri, Gobiiformes, Gobiidae.